Mya arenaria is the source of this 1257-nucleotide messenger RNA. RefSeq names its product probable G-protein coupled receptor 139. Gene Ontology annotation, cellular component: membrane. The transcript has 2 exons. Gene Ontology annotation, biological process: G protein-coupled receptor signaling pathway. Gene Ontology annotation, molecular function: G protein-coupled receptor activity. The record is from RefSeq and is a predicted model, not a curated record. Lineage: Eukaryota; Metazoa; Mollusca; Bivalvia; Myida; Myidae. The coding region runs from base 1 to 1257 and encodes 418 amino acids.
AUGCCAUUCUCCAGGGAGACACCGGCAUCAAAUUUGACCUCGACACUCUAUCAGAUACUGAUGGCAUUGAAAUUGGACCCAAACAUAACGUCGGAUAUUCUUUCUUUAGCACCGGAGGAUCAGCUGCACUUCAUCGAAUCGUUGAAUCUAAACUCAGACGUGCAGUCAGUUGACCUGGAAGACCAAAGAUUGCUUAUUCCUGAAUACAGGAUUAACAAAGCCAUUGGCCUCUACCUUCCUCCAUUUCUGCUACUGAUGGGAACGUUUGGGCAUGUCAUGACAUUUCUCAUUUUUAGAAAUAAAGCCAUGAAAAGGCAAUCCACGAAUUUAUUCUUGGCAGCUCUCGCGAUCGCAGACUCCAUAGUUUUGUUUGUUGGCUUGUUGCGACGAUGGCUUGAUAUUUUAUUGGAAAUGGAUAUUCAGAGCGAGUCAGACUGGCUAUGCAAGACAGUGUCGGUUCUUGGUUAUAGUAGCAGCCAGUUUUCUGUGUGGCUUAUCAUCGCAGUUACGAUUGAACGCUAUCUGGUGGUAAGCCAUCCUCUACACACUUCACGUUACUGCAACCUUACACGCGCAAAACGCAUCAUAUGUUUAAUCGCUUUGUUGAUCGUGGCCAUUAACUUUCAUCUUUUGUUCACAGUAUCUGUGCAGGAACACGAACAUGGGUUAAAAUCAUGUCACUCAGCGCCGCAAUUCAAUGUACUAGUAACAAUUGUUUGGCCAUGGAUAGACGCUUCACUUUAUGCGCUGUUACCGUUUUUGCUCAUUGUUAUAUUUAAUACUCUGAUUAUUACACAAACAUUGAAAGCGACGAUCUGGCGUGCGGCACAAAACGGAUUGCUUAUAAAUACUGCAGAUAAAAGAAAGGUGUUUAAAGACAAUAACAUAAAAUUAACCGUGAUGCUUUUGUCGGUGUCUUUUACAUUUCUAAUUACGACAUUUCCAAUGGCAAUUGUAAUGGUUUUUAAUAGUGAAUGGAGUAGGGAUAUCGAAAACGUGCCGUUAAGUGUUAUAGCACAGCGACAGUUGUUAAGGACCUCAGCUGAGAUGUUGAUGUUUCUGAAUCACUCUGUCAACUUUUAUUUAUACUGUGCUCUUGGACAGAAAUUCAGAAACCAGGUUUUGAAAACGUUGUGUCGAAGGACUGUUUCAACAGGCUCAAACAUAUCAGACCAUAGCCAACAUCUAUAUUGCUCGCGAGUGAAAGGCUUUCACAAUCACAACAAGUCCACGUGUUUUGAAGAGACAACCUUAUGA